Molecule: messenger RNA, 674 nt
Organism: Colossoma macropomum (tambaqui)
Lineage: Eukaryota; Metazoa; Chordata; Actinopteri; Characiformes; Serrasalmidae
Gene: cd8b
Product: cd8 beta
Exons: 5
Coding region: 39-674 (211 amino acids)
Biological process (GO): regulation of immune response
Cellular component (GO): cell surface
Molecular function (GO): coreceptor activity; MHC class I protein binding
Source: RefSeq, a predicted model, not a curated record
CACACGCAGAGUGGUGUCAACAAAGCAAACAGCCCAACAUGACUCUCAGUCAUGUCUCGACUUUCCUGGGUCUUUUAGCAGCAGGGUCUGCAGUGACCGUUCUCUAUCCCAGCCUUGGCAGCUCAGAGACCCUGACUUGUGAAUGCCCGGACCACCAGUGUCAGAAGGUGUACUGGUACCGUUUCCUCCAGGAUACUGAAGAGUUCCAGUUCCUCAUGUUCGGUAACAGUGUGAACGCUGUGAAGCAUGCAGAGGGCAUCGACGCAACCCGCUUCAAGUUGUCUGCAAACGAGGGGGCCAAGAUCACGUAUUCACUGCGCAUCACCGGCCUGCAGAAGAAUGAUGCGGGCAUCUAUUCCUGCAUGUUUAACAGUCCAAAGCAUGAUCAGAAAAGCCAGAUGCCAGCUGGAUACUACAUCAGGCCUGGAGAACACCCGCCCACUUCACCACCUCCAACAGUCAAGACUCCAAAGAAAACAACAACUCAGGUCUGCCCACCUAACAAUCAGCCAGUGAAAGGCUGUAAACCUCUGGUGCUUUGGCCGAGUGUGGGUGUUCUUCUGGUCCUGGCAGUGGUUCUGAUCUCAACACUGUAUUACUUCAGCAUUGUGCUGCAGGCGACCUCACUGAUGUUGCCUUACUUUCUCUCUGACGACGUGAACAAACUCGCCUGA